AGGAAAUAGCUGCUAUCCUUAUCAGCUUCGAUCGGCACGCAGAAUGGCAGAGCAAGGAGGUCAAGAUCAGGCCAAAGAGUGGCUCGAUGCUGCUGUACAGCAGGAAAAAAGUCCGAUAUCGCAGGGACGGCUACUGUUGGAAGAAACGGAAAGACGGCAAAACGACCAGAGAGGAUCACAUGAAAUUAAAAGUACAAGGGACAGAGUGCAUAUACGGUUGUUACGUCCACUCGGCCAUACUCCCAACGUUCCAUCGAAGAUGCUAUUGGCUUUUGCAGAAUCCCGACAUAGUCCUGGUACAUUAUCUGAACGUACCAUAUCCAGACGACAACAAGCUAGCCGUAAUAACACCCAAUUUAGCACUAUGGGCAGACAAGAAGGAAUGGACGAAGGACGAAUUGGUGUCGCAACUGAAACCCAUGUUUUUCAGCGAAGACGAACCGGAUUUACACAACGAACUAGAAAUUUCGACUGCCGAGACGGUGGAAGCCAUAGUAAGUCAGCUGAUGGAAAAGCAGCGGCAAGCUCGCCAGGCAGCUCUCGUGAAACAAUUGGAAUGCGGUUGUCCGGACUCGACUUGUGCCGAUGGCAAAAGUUGUUCUCAUCCCAUGAGAAGGAUAACAUCGGCAAAAGAAGUAUCGCCGUUGCCGAGCUCCAGUUCCAGACCGUCCAGCAGCCUGGAUAACAAUAAUCAGGUUUCGUCGACGACUGGAAGUGGACCGUUGCUAUUGACCAACAACAAUUCGCCGAGAGUUUACAGUAGGGAUGCCAGGAACAAUCCUAACUUAAAAAAUAAUACUGGUAAAACACCGCCGUUGGUCCUGAGUUUGUCUCAGAUACAAGGUGGUGGGGGAUUACUUAUUUUGAACAGUAACUCUUCGAACAACGCUAGUCACCAGAACAUAGUCAAUCCCGUUUCCGUUGCUAACUUCGUUUGCAAUACGAAUAGAGGUCAGCAAAAAGAUCGUACUAGUCACUUGGUCCUCAAGCAGGAAGUAAUGGAGACGAACUCAUCCUGCUGCCACCCCAAGGAAGUUAAAAGUAACCAAAGAGAAACCAAGAUGGAAGUCAACGAUAAUAUGAGACAAUCAAUGUUCGAAAACAUAACUUUUAGUAGGCAACAACAUCAACAGCAGCAGCACCAGCAGCAACAACAACAGCAGCAUCAGCAGCAGACUGAAGUUAUUAUGUCCAGUGCGCCAUCGACUCCUUCCAAGCACAUGGACACCAGUCACGAGGAAGUGGUUGAAGAGUACAAACACCAAAAUUUUUGCGGGGAAACUGUUGUCUUGUUGGGAACUGAUUCCAGCGGGUCAAUUAUAAGUAAAAGUGAUGGUUCUUCCAUAAUAAACAGUUUCUUUAACGAAACUCUCGACCUGUCCCAGGAGGACAUCCAGCGAACGUUGUCCGCCAAUAUGCCUUUGUGUUCAAAUGAAUUAGAUAAUCACCAGCGACACCAACAGCAGGAACAGCACAACAUCAGGAACGUUGUGCAAAUCAAGCAGAAUCGUCAAGUGGUCGAACCGCCGCCUUUGCACACCGAAAUUAACCCCAUGGACUUCAUAGACAGCUGCGAUGUCGUAGUAUCGCCCACACAUGUAGUGGACGAUGAUGUCUUUGUUAACCUCGACGCUUUCGAUAUGUUGGGAGAGUUUCCAGAUCUAGAAGCGCUAGACUCCGCAGGCCAUGCAGCCCUUUUAGAUGUCAAUCCGUCCGAAACCACGAAACAACAAGAACACCAACACCAACAACAGCAGCAGCAAGCUGUCAACCAAAACAACAUGGAGACCUCGGCCAAAAUUACCGACUACUCUCCCGAAUGGGCCUAUCCAGAGGGCGGCGUUAAAGUUUUGGUAACUGGACCGUGGCACUCGUCCAGCCCUUAUACAGUCCUUUUUGAUACAUUCCCUGUACCCACCACUUUGGUUCAAAGCGGUGUUCUACGAUGUCAUUGUCCAGCUCACGAGGCUGGCUUAGCGACGUUGCAAGUAGCAUGUGAUGGUUAUGUGAUAUCCAACUCUGUGAUAUUUGAGUACAAGUUGCCGCCGAGAGAGGAACAAGUGGCCGCCCCUGAGCCAAAAGUCGAACGUAGCAACGACAACCUGUUGAAGUUCACGCUGUUACAACGACUCGAAGCUAUGGACGACCGCUUGCAAAUCAAACAGGAACCCUCCGACGGCGAUGGCGUUGAGGAUACGACUUUAUUCACCCAACCCAGCUUUGAAGAUCGCUUGGUGAAUUUUUGUCAAAAUAUGACCUCGCGUAUUUGGCGCGCUGGUGAAGAAUUGAGCGUUUCAUGGUUUGCUAGUCACCGAGGUAUGACUCUGCUACAUCUAGCAGCUUCAUUGGGCUACUCUAGGUUGGUAUGUGCCAUGUUACACUGGCGUGCUGAGAACUCGUCUCUUUUAUUGGAAACUGAAGUUGAUGCACUUAGCCAAGAUGAAGAUGGAUACACUCCGCUGAUGUGGGCAUGUACAAGAGGUCACACCGACACCGCAGUGAUGCUGUACAAGUGGAAUCAUACAGCUCUAAACAUGAAAAACAACUGCAACGAGUCGCCAUUAGAAUGUGCAAAGGCCAACUGUCAUAUUGAUCUAGUGAAAGAGUUGGAGAAAUUAGAGAUACGAAGAGAUAAAGCCAACAUGCUUUUGCAUUCUAAUAAUUCGUCAUCUGACGCUGCAAGUUCACCAACUGUCAUUUCACCUGCUAGUUCUAUAGCUUCGUUAGCUUCUAUAGCGUCUACGAGUAAAUCUCACGAUGGGGUUUUUCUACGACCUGGCGCAGUAACAAGGAGUGAAUACAACAAGUACAAGAUACUAAACCUGGACCUAGACUCUGACUCCAGCCUCGGAAAGAUGUUAACCUCCACGCCAAGUCCUUUGCUGUCUGAUUCUUCCGCAAGCACAAGAGGUCAUAAUGGUCAAAAAUUAAUAAAACGCCCGUCCAUCGAUAGUGGUAUCCAUAUGAGCUGCGGGCCAGCUACGGAAACCACACGACCAAAAAGCUCCAAGAUGCGGGAAGCGACAAGACUUUCAAACAUUUUCAGGUUUGAUAGAAGCAUGUCUCUUCCACUACACUCCCCGCACUCUGGACGAGACCAUUCCUUUGAGGAUUCCUUGGAGGGCCCUGGCAGAAAAAUGGACUUUGCUUUAUGCGAGAUAGGGAGCGGCCAGAGAAGCGGGAGUCCGUUGAUUGACGUGGAAGCAGUCUCCGACGACGAUAACGGCGAAGUCCACCACCACAGUGGCGGCGCCGUAGGGGAACAAGAUGCAAGAGUGUUAACUUUGGCUGAACAGAUCAUAGCUGCAAUGCCAGACCGAAUAAAGAAUGAGAGUGAGGAUAUGCUAUUAGACAACAGUCCAGGUCCUCCAGACAGCCUUCAAACCAACGAUACACUCUCUGACGUUUUUAUGGAACCUCUAUUAGAUCAAUCUUCAUCAUCUUUUGAAUCUACAGAGUUUAACUUUGAGUUUUCUGAUCAUAACUACAGAUAUUAUGAUGUUGGUACUCCUUGCUCUAGUCUUAGUCCAGCUUCAUCUAGCUGCUUACAAUCGCCAUGUUCGUUUACUUUGGAUUCUCCAUCGCCUCCCCCGACUACUGCUGAUUUUUGUGAGUUUCUGCAAGCUUCAGGAACUGUUUUUGAGAAGGAUUUUUCCAACUUAACACUAUCAGAUCGUGAACAAAGGGAAUUAUAUGAGGCAGCAAAAAUCAUCCAGAAGGCGUAUCGCUCGUACAAGGGCCGGCAACAGCAGGAGCAGGACAAGGAGCGGGCCGCCGCCGUCGUGAUCCAGAACUACUACCGACGCUACAAGCAGUACGCCUACUACAAGCAGAUGACGCGCGCCGCCAUGGUCAUCCAAAACGGAUUCAGGUCCUAUUGCGAGAACAAGCGGUUCAAGAAGAGCCAGGAGGCGGCUGUGUGCAUCCAGAACUACUACCGCAACUACAAGGAGCAGGGGGGGACCAGGGGAAGCAGAGAGGGCACGCCCGUCUCAGCGGGCAUCAAACGUACUUACUCGCAGCGAAGACAGCACCAAGCCGCCAGAAAAAUCCAACAAUUCAUGCGCCAAUCUAAAAAUAAGUUGCAGAGAGAACGAGCCGAAAAAGAGAGGCAGGUGGACCAGUCGGCGGAUGUCCUUCAAAGGUUACAGUGUCAAGGGGGCUCUUCCACUUGCAUAGGCCAAAAUAGCAGGUCCGGUAACGUGAACUGCUCGGAAGAAUCAAAAGAGUGUAACAGUAAGAAAUGA
This is a messenger RNA of Brassicogethes aeneus, 4247 nucleotides long. The record is from the annotation of a GenBank genome assembly. Lineage: Eukaryota; Metazoa; Arthropoda; Insecta; Coleoptera; Nitidulidae.